CUCUUCCUGCCCCAACCCUCGGGGCCAAGAGGCCUCCCAAUCAGACCUGGACUGCUCCAGCUGUGUCCUGAGGAGCUGGACCAGACACAUCCCCUGGGGCUGGAGUUGAAGCAGAACCAAGUGGCCAUCCCAUCGAUAGACCAUAGAUUCCUGGCUCCAGGAGCAGCCAGAGCCAGCGGGGCGGGCAGGCAGCUUGGCACACAGGCCCCAGUGCUCAGCACGCUGGCUCUCCGCAGGAAUGGCGCUGCAAGUGGAGCUGAUACCCACCGGGGAGAUCAUCCGCGUGGUUCAUCCCCACAGGCCCUGCAAGCUUGCUCUGGGCAGUGACGGGGUGCGGGUGACCAUGGAGAGUACACUGACCGCCCGUGACCGGGUGGGGGUACAGGAUUUCGUGCUGCUGGAGAACUUCACCAGUGAGGCAGCCUUCAUCGAGAACCUGCGGCGGCGGUUCCGGGAGAACCUCAUUUACACCUACAUUGGCCCGGUCCUGGUCUCUGUCAACCCCUACCGCGACCUACAGAUUUACAGCCAGCAGCACAUGGAGCGUUACCGUGGCGUCAGCUUCUACAAAGUGCCACCCCACCUGUUCGCAGUGGCCGACACUGUGUACCGAGCACUGCGCACGGAGCGCCGGGACCAGGCCGUGAUGAUCUCCGGGGAGAGUGGCGCAGGCAAGACGGAGGCCACCAAACGGCUGCUGCAGUUCUAUGCAGAGACCUGCCCAGCCCCUGAGCGGGGCGGUGCUGUGCGGGACCGGCUGCUGCAGAGCAACCCAGUGCUGGAGGCCUUUGGAAACGCCAAGACCCUCCGGAACGAUAACUCCAGCAGGUUUGGGAAGUACAUGGACGUGCAGUUUGACUUCAAGGGUGCCCCUGUGGGUGGCCACAUCCUCAGUUACCUCCUGGAGAAGUCUCGAGUGGUACACCAGAAUCACGGGGAGCGGAACUUCCACGUCUUCUACCAGCUUCUAGAGGGGGGUGAGGAGGAGAUGCUACGCAGGCUGGGCUUGGAACGGAACCCCCAGAGCUACCUGUACCUGGUGAAGGGCCAGUGUGCCAAAGUCUCCUCCAUCAAUGACAAGAGUGACUGGAAGGUUGUCAGGAAGGCUCUGACGGUCAUCGACUUCACUGAGGACGAAGUGGAGGACCUGCUGAGCAUCGUGGCCAGUGUCCUACAUUUGGGCAACAUCCACUUUGCUGCCGAUGAGGAGAGCAAUGCCCAGGUCACCACUGAGAACCAGCUCAAGUACCUGACCAGGCUCCUCGGAGUGGAAGGCUUGACGUUGCGGGAAGCCCUGACACACAGGAAGAUCAUCGCCAAGGGCGAAGAGCUCCUGAGCCCACUGAACCUGGAACAGGCUGCAUAUGCACGAGACGCUCUUGCAAAAGCCGUAUACAGUCGCACCUUUACCUGGCUGGUCGGGAAGAUCAAUAGGUCACUGGCCUCCAAGGACGCUGAGAGCCCCAGCUGGCGGAGCACCACGGUUCUUGGGCUUCUGGACAUUUAUGGCUUUGAAGUGUUUCAGCACAACAGCUUUGAGCAAUUCUGCAUCAAUUACUGCAACGAGAAGCUGCAGCAACUCUUCAUCGAGCUGACGCUCAAGUCGGAGCAGGAGGAAUACGAGGCAGAGGGCAUCGCGUGGGAGCCUGUUCAGUAUUUCAACAACAAAAUCAUCUGUGACCUGGUGGAGGAGAAGUUCAAGGGCAUCAUCUCCAUUUUGGAUGAAGAGUGUCUGCGCCCUGGGGAGGCCACAGAUCUGACCUUCCUGGAGAAGCUGGAGGACACAAUCAAGUACCAUCCGCACUUCUUGACGCACAAGCUGGCUGACCAGCCGACCAGGAAAUCUCUGGGCCGAGGGGAGUUCCGCCUCCUGCACUAUGCCGGCGAGGUGACCUACAGCGUGACAGGGUUUCUGGAUAAAAACAAUGACCUUCUCUUCCGGAACCUGAAGGAAACCAUGUGCAGCUCCCAGAAUCCCAUCAUGAGCCAGUGCUUCGACCGGAGCGAGCUCAGUGACAAGAAGCGGCCGGAGACGGUGGCCACCCAGUUCAAGAUGAGCCUCCUGCAGCUGGUGGAGAUCCUGAAGUCUAAGGAGCCCGCCUACAUCCGCUGCAUCAAGCCUAAUGACUCCAAACAGCCCGGCCGCUUUGAUGAGGUGCUGAUCCGCCACCAGGUGAAGUACCUGGGGCUGAUGGAGAACCUGCGCGUGCGCAGAGCCGGCUUUGCCUAUCGCCGCAAAUACGAAGCUUUCCUGCAGAGGUACAAGUCGCUGUGCCCAGACACAUGGCCCACAUGGGCAGGUCGGCCCCAGGAUGGGGUGGCUGUGCUGAUCAGACACCUGGGCUACAAGCCAGAGGAGUACAAGAUGGGCAGGACCAAGAUCUUCAUCCGCUUCCCCAAGACCCUGUUUGCCACGGAGGAUGCCCUGGAGGUCCGGCGGCAGAGCUUGGCCACGAAGAUCCAGGCCGCCUGGAGGGGCUUUCAUUGGCGGCAGAAAUUCCUCGGGGUGAAGCGAUCAGCUAUCUGCAUCCAGUCGUGGUGGCGGGGAACGCUGGGCCGCAGGAGGGCAGCCAAGAGGAAGUGGGCGGCACAGACCAUCCGGCGGCUCAUCCGUGGCUUCAUCCUGCGCCAUGCCCCCCAUUGCCCUGAGAACGCCUUCUUCCUGGACCACGUGCGCACCUCUUUUUUGCUUAACCUGCGGCAGCAGCUGCCCCAGAAUAUCCUGGACACAUCCUGGCCCACGCCCCCACCUGCCCUGCGUGAGGCCUCAGAGCUUCUGCGGGAGCUGUGCGUGAGGAACAUGGUGUGGAAGUACUGCCGCAGCAUCAGCCCCGAGUGGAAGCAGCAGCUGCAGCAAAAGGCGGUGGCCAGUGAGAUCUUCAAGGGCAAGAAGGAUAAUUACCCCCAGAGUGUCCCCAGGCUCUUCAUCAGCACGCGGCUCGGUGCGGACGAGAUCAACCCCAGAGUGCUGCAGGCCCUGGGCUCUGAGCCCAUCCAGUACGCCGUGCCUGUAGUGAAAUACGACCGCAAGGGCUACAAGCCUCGCUCCCGGCAGCUGCUGCUCACGCCCAACGCCGUGGUCAUUGUGGAGGACGCCAAAGUCAAGCAGAGGAUUGACUACGCCAACCUGACUGGAAUCUCUGUCAGCAGCCUGAGUGACAGCCUGUUUGUGCUCCAUGUGCAGCGUGAGGACAAUAAGCAGAAGGGGGAUGUGGUGCUACAGAGUGACCACGUGAUUGAGACACUGACCAAGACAGCCCUCAGCGCCGACUGUGUGAACAACAUCAACAUCAACCAGGGCAGCAUCACGUUUGCAGGGGGCCCUGGCAGGGAUGGCAUCAUCGACUUCACACCUGGCUCUGAGCUGCUCAUCACCAAGGCCAAGAACGGGCACCUGGCUGUGGUGGCCCCACGGCUGAAUUCUCGGUGAUGAAGGUGCCACUGGACCCCGUCCCAACUCCUAAUGCUUUGCUUAUCUCCUCCCCGCCUUCCCAAUUACCAAAGACUCAAGCUUCCAGACAGGGACCCAGGGACACCUCAAAGCCCACCUGCAAACUCCUGCCUCCUGCCUACCCCUCUCUUGAGGAGUAGCAGGGGCCAGAGAGCUACCCCAGGAGUGGGCCAGGCCGGGCCACAGCAAUAGGAAAGCUGGGGCCAGAGCAAGCCAUGCCGGCCCCGCUGCCGAUGCCAAAUAUUUGAGAGAAGGGAACUUUUGCCGAGGUUUUCUCUGAGAUUUUUUGAUGCUUUAUAGGAAACUGUUUUUUAAAAAAGCCAUUUUCCCACCCUAAGACACACUGGAUGUGUUUUCCCUGACUCCAACAGGGCAAGGAAUGUAGACAAGAGGUUGGGUGGGCCGGGCUCUGGUGCACUCUUCCCUGGCCAGGCCACCCUCUCCUCGUUCCCUUAGCACCUUGUUUUUCUGUCUGUCUGCUGCCUGCCCACCCACUUGUACCUUUUGCAGCCCACUCUGGCCUCCACUUGGGGGCUGAGACCACCCUUGCCUGCCCCCUUCUUCCUGCCUUAAGAAUGCCCUUUUCGUAUCACCAUCCCAGUCUGAGGGCAUGCUAGAGUGGGGAAGAGGGUCUUAGGCCAUAGAACUUGGAAGACUCUGAGAGAUCACCCAGUACAGCCUCCUGAUGUUACAGAGCAGAAGACAGACGCCCAAAGAGGGGACUUGUCCAGGGUCAUACAGAAGGCUGCAGCAAAACCAGGACUGCAGCCCUGUCCUCAGCAUGCCUCACUGCCACUCCCAGGGACAGGGAGCCCCAUAAAAAGACAGGUCAUAUCUUACGUGUGCAUCUGGCUCCCCGACCAGCAGUCACCCUCGGGGGCCACCAGGAGGGAGGAGCACUCCUACCUGAGUCCAUGCCUUAGGACGACAAACACCGUGCCCACACACUUUGGCCCCAUUCAAGGAUGUGGGCCUUUACUGGCCUCUGACCCCUCCCUGGCCUGGGAGCCUGGGGAAGGGGCUGGCCUGGGGAGGCGCUGCAAGAGCACCACCUCUUUCUGCUGCUUCCCCCCCUACCCCUAGAGGGCCUGGGGGCUGCCCACCUGCCUCUGUGCCCUCCAGGGGUCUCAGCCACUGCUGACACUUCUGCAAUCCAGAGAAACACUAAAUAAAGCAAUAUGUGUUUGCCAA
This is a messenger RNA of Propithecus coquereli (Coquerel's sifaka), 4642 nucleotides long. It is a transcript of the gene MYO1C, whose product is annotated as myosin IC. Lineage: Eukaryota; Metazoa; Chordata; Mammalia; Primates; Indriidae. Gene Ontology annotation, cellular component: plasma membrane; vesicle; cytoplasm. Bases 239 to 3430 code for a protein of 1063 amino acids. Gene Ontology annotation, molecular function: microfilament motor activity; actin filament binding; ATP binding. Gene Ontology annotation, biological process: vesicle transport along actin filament; actin filament organization. The transcript is spliced from 32 exons. The record is from RefSeq and is a predicted model, not a curated record.